Molecule: messenger RNA, 2873 nt
Organism: Plutella xylostella (diamondback moth)
Lineage: Eukaryota; Metazoa; Arthropoda; Insecta; Lepidoptera; Plutellidae
Gene: jeb
Product: low-density lipoprotein receptor domain-containing jelly belly protein
Biological process (GO): positive regulation of MAPK cascade
Cellular component (GO): terminal bouton
Molecular function (GO): protein binding; transmembrane receptor protein tyrosine kinase activator activity
Source: RefSeq, a predicted model, not a curated record
UGUAAAGAUUGCGGGGUGUGGGUGUGGGUGGCGGGGUUGUGGGGCGCGGCGCGCGCGGUCCCGGCCAGUAGCCGCCCGCCGCCGCGCCCGCUCGCUCGUCCCGGCACCCUCAGUGCUCCGCCACCGCCGCCGCCGCCGCCGCCGGCACAACAAACCUCCGGCCCGGCUCUCCUGACCUCCUCCUCUUCACACGACAAACACUUAGCGUCAGUAGCAAGCAAGGCUUGCCUUAGACGGGGCAGUACCCGUCAGCGCGUGGCGCCGCGGUGUAAGCAUGUUGGGCUCGGGCCCGGGAGCGACCUAGUCCCGCCCAGCAUGCGCGUGUGCGCGGUGACCGUGCUCGCGGCGCUGGCGCUGGCCGAGCCCAGCCCGUGGCGCGAGCGCGAGCGGGGCCUGGCCCGCGCGCGCCCCCUGCACGACCUGUUCGACGACGCGCCGCCCCCCCACGACAAGGAGCGCCGCCGCGCGCGCGCCUGGACCAAGCGCACGCCGCACAUACCCACCGAGAUCGCCAGCCAGAUGAUGCUGCGCGCCGCCCGAUCCGCCCGACCCUACGAUGUGCCGCAAAUAGAGUGUCCGCCGGCUGCUGACGGCAUGGAGCGGUUCGCGUGCCCGACGCCAGACCGCCAGGGCCGCUACCGCUGCAUCGACGACCACGUGCUGUGCGACGGGUUCAUCGACUGUCCCAACGGAGAGGACGAGGACCGGCAAGCCUGCAUGUUCUAUAAAACGACGAAGGCGCACCUGGACGUGUUGGCGGACGCUCUGCUGCGGUGGGCCCGCGGCCGCUAGGCCCCCCGCCCCCCGCCCCCCUCGCCCCACCAUCCACGUCCCACCUGAGGCCCCCACACACAUCGCGGGCCCCCGAGUGCAAACGAACUCUAUCCACAAGUCAAAUCUCGAUCGCAAGGCAAUAUUCGAUGCGGGUGAACACAAUGAAACAUAUCAAGUAGUGGUGCAUUCGAUGCUAAAGACAUGACCACUUAAAGUGUAGUGUAAGAUGCACGGUAGCAGUGCGCGCGCGCCGCUCGAUCGAGGAAUGACGCGGUCUCGUCCCCGUUCACCUCCGCAGAUGGUUUCGUUUACAAUAUUUCAUACCUUCUAGCACUUAUUAAACUAAAAUGUGAGACUGGUAGUCAACAUUGUUAGUCUGUAGCGUAUAUUAUACAUACAUAUUUUAGGAUUAUGAAUCUUCGUUUGACGAACAUCAAUUAUUUAUUUAUGAAUUUAUUUAACAUUCCAUUCGUAAUUAGUUAAUUGUAUUAUGGGUUGUAAGCCAUUGUUUAUUAACUCUACGAAGUAUGUACAUAGCGGUAUGUGUUAUUUUGUACCUAAUAUUCGGCCUAUUAUUUAGUUAGAACAGCCGCGGAGAUUAUGUUCCGUAAGUUACCGUUACUCUAAACAUUUAUUAAUAUUAUUGUUUCUUAAAUCUCAGAUAUAUUUAUAAAAAUACGCUUAUAUCUAUGAAGUAUUGAAUAUUUCAAUAUGAUUAUUAUUAUGAUGUUCACCUCAAAUUUAGGCAGCUAUUAUGUGUAAGUAAUGAAAUUAAUAACGGUUAUUUUCAUUGAAUUCCGUAGAUAUUUUGUACAGAAAUAGUUAUUAUUGUUAUCUCAUAAAUGAUCUACUGUUAGCAAAAGUUUAUAAAAGUAUUUUUAUUAUAAGUUUAGAGUUAUUUACUGUUGGUGUUGCUAUUGACUGUUAUUGUUUUCGUUAUACCGGAAAUAAAAUACCAAAGUAUUUGAUAUACCUAAGUAAUAAACAAUAUUGUGGAUUUAAAUUGAUAUUAUGAUAAUUGAAAUAGAAAAUUUUGAGAUUUAACAAAUACAACAUUUUACUGGAUCAUUUACCAGCCAUAGGUAGGACUCGCAGUGCAAAAGUGUACUGUCACAAAUACACACUAGAAUAGCCUUUAGAACCAUACUGUCACGUAGGUACCAUUCAAUUUGCAUAACUUUAAAUAAUUCCAGGAAUUCUCGAAGAAUCGAUAGUUGUAUACAUCACUUAUUGUUGUCAUCCGCAUAAGGUUAAUUAUUAAAAUACUUAUGUCUUAAAUAUAUUUAAAAAUCUUAAUAUAAGUGAGUGGGAAACAGAAGGAAAAUAUUUAUGAGUGAAGUAAUUAGACUUGAAAAGAUGGAAAAUAUAAAUUACUCAUUAGAAAUACUCAUUAUAGAUUUUAAUAAUUACUUAAAUAAAAAUUAAAGUACCUAUAAGAUAAUUGAAUGUUAAUUAUAUGAACAGUUGGUUAGAUAGCCGUCAUAAUUGGGCAGCAUUUACGUUAUUAAUUAUAAUUACUUUAGAUAUAGGUAAAAAUUCAAAAUAUAUUUAAUUACUUACAUAAAAAAAUGUUGGUAGAGCAAUAGUGUCAAGAAAUUAUUGCAACAUAUUCAUUACUUAUUUAUCAAAACUAAUAUUUAUGACAUUAUUAUGAUAAUCUAUUGUAGGUCUAAAGUAGUAUUGUUUAGAAUUAAUGCUUAAAAUUUUUUAUUAUUUAUUAGCGGAUGCAAGUUUAAGUGAUGGAAUGAUAAGUUUUCAUAGGGUCAACGAGGCAACGUCAAUGCAAAAUAUUAAAAAAGUAGAUUUGUCGAUUGUUCUGUAUAAAGUGAUUAGUUUUAUAGACAAAAGAAUAGUCGUCACAUUAGCUAAAUACCGCAGUGGUCUGUUAGAACAUUGUUCUUGAGCCACCAGACUCUAUGGUAUUUAGGGUACAUUCUUAUUAAUAUUUGCUUUGACGACACUCCUUUGAAAACGUAUCAUCGCCCGGAUAAUCAUAUAAACCUAAAUUUUACUAUCUCAAAUGACGGUACCAUCACAGGAAAAUUACUUUGAUGAUUGAUUGAUGAAAUUAUGACUCAUUUGAAAAAUAAAAACACAAU